UACAGUAAACAUUUCCUAUCUCAAGGUAUACUUUGGUAUAUAAACGCGCCCGAGUAAACGGCAAACCAUGCAAAUAUGAAUGUGAUACAGCGACGGGCGUUUCACGCUCUGCGGUCUCUCCAGCAUGAGAAUCCUCUGGGGCUUCCUCGGACGGGAACCAUACCGCGGAUGCAGCGUGGUCUCCCGCAGAAGCGGAGGAUAAAAGACGUAACCAAAGUCAUUGCCGUGUCUUCCGCAAAGGGAGGCGUUGGGAAGAGCACUGUAGCUGCGAACCUCGCUCUUGCAUUUGCUAGACUUGGCCACCGUGCUGGAAUUCUAGAUACCGACAUCUUUGGCCCAUCGAUACCCACCUUGUUCAACCUGUCCGAAGAGCCACGGUUGUCGCAGAACAACCAGCUGCUGCCUCUCUCCAACUAUGGCGUCAAGACCAUGUCGAUGGGCUACCUUGUAGGCGAGCAAUCCGCCGUGGUCUGGCGCGGUCCCAUGGUCAUGAAGGCCCUGCAGCAGCUUCUUCAUGAGGUCGACUGGGGCGGUUUGGAUGUGCUGGUCCUGGACCUGCCUCCAGGAACCGGAGACACGCAGCUAAGCAUCACGCAGCAAAUCUACGUUGACGGCUCCAUCAUCAUCACCACGCCGCACACCCUAGCAGUACAAGACGCCGUCAAGGGCAUCGACAUGUUUCAAAAGGUCUCGGUGCCGAUCCUCGGCCUUGUGCAAAACAUGUCUGCCUUUGUCUGCCAGCACUGCCACGGCGAGACGCCCAUCUUUGGCCCAGGGUCCGGCAUCGUCAAGGAAGUGUGCGACAAGCGCGGCAUCGAGCUCCUCGCAGACCUGCCCCUGCACCCGAGCAUCUCGGGCGAUGCGGCCAGCGGUCGCCCCACUGUCGUGGCCGAGCCCGAGAGCUCGAGGGCGGCUCUCUUUAUGAAGAUUGCCCAGGCGGCUGGGGCCAAGGUUGGGCUUUGAAGGAGUGAACCAAUUGCGUGCGAGUGGGCUGCCAAUCAUGGCUAAAAUAAUCACUGGGAUCGUUGACGACAAUGAGCACUAUCACGGAGCUGCAUGACACAUAGGCACGGGGGCAUCACUGUUAUCGGCAUUUGUACCAUCACCAUGUAUAUCUCGUUCUUUUCAGGUCUCGUGCCACUUUAUUUACUGGGAGCAUAUUUACCAAAAUACGCUGUUCACCGUGAGCCCUUGAGAUGAAAUUGCAGCGCAGAAAAACAGAAAUUUCCUGUCCCCUUCCUUGUAUGACCAAGGCUGGCUAGGCUUUCAUUUAAAGUUUGCUAAUGCGCCAUGACAAGUAGCUACCAUUUUGACCGAAUUAUUUGCCCAAGAAUAAAUGCAUGGAAGCCAAA
Pyricularia oryzae 70-15 is the source of this 1352-nucleotide messenger RNA. Its product is annotated as nucleotide-binding protein 1. Lineage: Eukaryota; Fungi; Ascomycota; Sordariomycetes; Magnaporthales; Pyriculariaceae. Gene Ontology annotation, molecular function: ATP-dependent FeS chaperone activity; 4 iron, 4 sulfur cluster binding; ATP binding. The transcript is spliced from 5 exons. The record is from RefSeq and is a predicted model, not a curated record. Gene Ontology annotation, biological process: mitochondrial respiratory chain complex I assembly; iron-sulfur cluster assembly. The coding region runs from base 76 to 963 and encodes 295 amino acids. Gene Ontology annotation, cellular component: mitochondrion.